Molecule: messenger RNA, 5142 nt
Organism: Dothidotthia symphoricarpi CBS 119687
Lineage: Eukaryota; Fungi; Ascomycota; Dothideomycetes; Pleosporales; Dothidotthiaceae
Exons: 7
Coding region: 221-4978 (1585 amino acids)
Molecular function (GO): hydrolase activity, acting on ester bonds; protein binding
Source: RefSeq, a predicted model, not a curated record
CGAAUUAAGCAAGUCUUGAAGAGCCUUGUGUGGGUGGUCGGUAUUCGCUGCAGGGCUUCGCGUGCAUGUGCAUGUGGGCGCUUAACAUGACCACGCCGCAGAGGAGAACGCACAGCCUCGCUAACUUGGCAUUCUCAGAUUGGAUGGAGGCCUCGAGGUUUGCGAUUGUAAUUCUUUGAUGGAGAUGCGAGCGACUUUUUGAGCGUUCUUUGACGCAGCGAUGGCGUCUGAUCUUCCUUUUCAUCAGUGCACACAGUGCACACAGUGUUCCCAAGUCAAUAUCUUCUCUUCUCGUAUUUCGGAACCUGCUACGCUAUCGCCUAACGAAAAAAGCCCUACCUUUGGACGUGAAGAGCAAUUGAGACUCGAUGUUCGCAAGAGGAACUCUUUCAUCGGACGUCAUUUCGGACCUAAGCGACCUCAAGCGACUGAGGAUGAUGGAAAGAUUGGGCCACUUGGUCUACGGCCUGUGUUCUGUGCACCGGAAUCUCUCAUAGACAUCGUGUUUGUGCACGGCCUACGUGGUGGUUCGAUGAAGACAUGGCGUUUAGAAGAAGAUCAACAAUUCUUUUGGCCUCAGUAUUGGCUACCAAAGGAGCCUGAACUUGUCAACGCUUCUAUCCACACCUUUGGUUACGAUAGUGAUUGGGGGAGCACAAAGCCGAGUAUUCUCAACGUGCACGAUUUUGGGCAAUCGCUGUACGAGGAGCUUCGCACGUCGCCCUCGCUACGGCAUAAACCAAGGACAAGUCCAAUCAUCCUGGUUGGGCAUUCUAUGGGUGGACUUGUCAUCAAGAAAGCGUACAUUCUUGCCCAACAAGACCGGGCCCAUCCAGAAUUAUCUGAGCGAAUCCGUAGCAUCUUUUUUCUCGCAACGCCCCAUCGAGGUUCUGAUUACGCCGCGUUAUUGAACGGUAUAUUGAAGUACUGUGGAAUGACUGGUCUGACCUCGUCGAGAGAAUACAUUAGAGACAUCACGACAGGAUCAACCUCAACUCAACUCAUCAACAACGACUUUGCAAGAUAUGUGGAGGAUUUGACCAUAUACUCGUUUUGCGAGACAUUGCCAACAAUCAAGGGUUCAUCAGGCUUGAUCGUUGACAAAACUUCAGCAACUCUAGGGCUCAACCCCAGAAACGAGCACGUCCAAUAUCUACAUGCCAAUCAUCGUGAUAUUUGUAAGUUCCGCAGCAAGAACGACUCGAACUACAUAAUCAUAAAGAAUGCCCUUGCUGUGGCGGUGGAGGAUUCAAUCAGAAACGUAAUCCCCAUAAUAAACGACAAAGUGUCAAAAGACCCAAUGGGUGAGAUUCAAGACCUAUUGCGCGUUACAUACAUUUCAGAGGAACAUCAUGACAAGCUCGAAGGAUCGUGCCAGUGGAUCGAAGAUAGGGAUGAUUUUCGAACAUGGAUUGGGAUGGAGAGCAGAGACGUUAGCUCACGACUUUAUCGUCCGUCCAUCUUUUGGGUACAGGCCAACCCCGGUGCUGGGAAAACAGUACUUGCAGCACAUGUCAUCUCACAACUUGAACACUCCCGACUGGCCUAUGCAUCAUACUUUUUCCACCUCGGGGAGAAAUCAGCCCAGUCGCUGGCAGGCUUGUUGAAGUCACUUGCUUUCCAAAUGGCGAACACUAAUGCAACGAUACGGACAAAACUCGCUCAAAUCCACGCGAUUGGGGCUUCGUUCGAUCAAGAUGAUGCGCGUGCAAUCUGGACGAGGAUCUUUAUGGGAGGGCUCUUUCAAGUAUCUAUGUCUACACCUCAAUAUUGGGUCAUUGACGCCAUCGACGAAUGUAUCGACUACUUCGAACUCUUCACAUUUCUGAAAGCACAGAAAUCUCGCUUUCCUAUCCGCAUAUUCAUGACUAGUCGUAAAUUGCCCGAUAUGUCUCGAUUGACUCGCCUGUUGGAAGGUUGUGACACUGCAGUCAUCCAAAUACCUAUUAAUGACACUAUGAAGGACAUCGAACUCUAUAUCCGCAACAGGAUCGCGGACCUUCCCAUUGACGAAGAAGAAGAACGUCAAGAACUCGCACGACAGAUACUGGCCAAAGCGGACACUUCUUUCCUUUGGGUCCGAUUAGUCUUGGACGAGCUUGAGGGCGUGUAUGGAUAUGAUAGCAUCAUGCAAGUUCUUCAAGAAAUUCCGGCGGGCAUGUUCUCGUACUAUGAACGAGCAGUUACGGAAAUGAGUGGGAAGAAAAGAGAGCUUCACAUUGCUAAGGCAAUCCUGCUAUGGGUAAUGCUGACUACACGACCGCUAUCUGUCUCGGAACUAUCUCACGCACUGCAGCUGGAUAUCAACGUCCAUCUUCCCAGUGCCAAAUCUGCCAUAGAAGGCCUCUGCGGGCAACUUGUUUCUGUCGACGUACACACUGGUGUAGUACAACCAAUUCAUGCUACAGCAAGGGAGUUCGUCCUAUCCGAAGAGGCAGGAGAGUUCCGAAUCUCGAAGGUACAGGGCCAUGAAAGGAUAGCACUAACGUGCCUCCGGCUUCUUGUUGGCCCGGAGAUGCAGCCACCCCGACACAGGCACUUACUUGCUCAAAAGCGAGCCACACGAUCAAUAUCCGGAUUUGCAGACUAUGCUAUCACGCAAUUCUCAGAGCAUGUAUUCAGCGCCUCGACUGAAAGUGAUCAACUUUUUCCAGUAAUCGAUAGAUUUUUCAGAACGACAGUUCUCACAUGGAUUGAGAAGGUCAUGGAUAAGAAAGAAGCUCAUGGCUUGACUCGAACGGCAAGGAACCUCCAAGCAUAUCUAGCCCGGCGAGCAAUAUACCAUUCGUCGGUGAACUGCCAUGUCAGUAAUAUUGAGACAUGGACUAUUGAUCUCAGUCGCGUAGAGUCUAGCUUCGGUCGGGCUAUGAUUAGUAGCCCACAGUCAGUGUACUUCCUUGUCCCACCGCUUUGUCCGACACAAUCUGCUGUGUUUCGACAAUUCGGUCAACCCCACGAUAGCCUGGUUUUAUCCGGGUACCGUCCGUCUGAUUGGAGCGAUUGUGUUGCAAGUAUUCAGUUCGAGGAUGAAAUAGCCGCCGCCAUUGGAUGUGGUACUAGCCAUAUCGCCAUAGGUACGGAAUCCGGCAAACUCGAUAUGUACAGUUCACGGACUUUCCAGAAAGAACAAACUAUUCAUUCCGAGUUCCCGGUGGAGCUAAUACGGGUUGAUCCCUUUGGAUGUUUCAUAGCGACAUGCAGUCGAAAGUUCGUGCAAGUAUGGAACGUCGACAACACCUUGCGUUGGAAGACACGCAUCAGAAGCCGCUGUAUACUGCUUUCAUCUUCACAAGAUAUGCUGAUAGGGGUCACACACGAAGGUCGCUCCUUCCAGUGGAAUAUCGACACUGGUGAACUUGUACAGGAGCAAUUGCAUAUCUACCAAGCUCCGGAUUCGGAUACUCUUUCUCAGAAAAGCAUUGGAAAAGCACCUUUGUAUGCGUCCCUUUCGCCUGGGUUUGAGCUGCUUGCCUUAGCAUAUCGUGAUAGUCCUGUUUGUAUCUUCGAAUUCGGCAGCGGCAGCUUGAUUGGAUGGGCAGUCGAUGAUCGUAAUCGCGCUCCUGAACAUCUCUUUUUCAACCCCAAUCCAGACGUAGGUUGUCUGUUGGUCACAUAUAACGAAUCACAUCUCUCCCUUUACGACUCCUGGUCUGGAACCUUAGUAGAGAGUGCAGAAGCCGAAGAACACGCCAUCUUAACUUCGGUCACCUCCUCGCCGGAUGGUCGUACUUUUGCCACCAUGGAUAUUCUUGGUCACUUACGAAUAUGGGAUUUCGAGUCGCUCACGUUGCUUUACCACGUUCUUACUCCCAGUCGCUCUUUUAGUCUACUGCAUUAUACCUCCGAUGGUCUUGGUCUCGUUGAUGUGAGUGAUCACGAGAUGAAGAUCUGGGCCCCAUCAGCUUUAAUAAGAAAGACAGUCGAAGAAGAGACCGGCUCAAGUGAUCAGAAGCUCGUCCUGGCUGUGACUGAGGGUAAUUUCGAAAAGUUCCAGACAUCGAAGAUUAACACGCUAAUUGCACAUCCAUCGAGGUCAAUGCUAUUUGCUGGAAACUACAAUGGAGAUGUUGAGGUGUAUCGGACCAACAACAAUUAUGAACCGUCCCUCCUUUACUCUCAUAAAGGUGUCAUUGUCCAAUGCCUUGCCGCAAACAACCAUGAUCUUAUCGCCUCGGCUGACUUGCAUGCCAAUGUGCAAGUUUGGCGGUUCGAUGUAUCGCAAACUAAAUAUAUAGAGCUCAAGGAUGUAGUGCUUCAGGCACACUUCUCUGCGCCAGUUUCUCAACUGUUGUUCGACGCUUCCGGGAAAUACCUAAUAAUCUCGACUAACGAAUCUGAUCAUGUAUACUCUAUGGAACACGGAAGCCAUGUUGGAUCGAUGGAUUCUCCAAUACGCGACCAAUCGGCCUGGAAGUGGUUCAUCGUACCAGAGCGGGAGUAUAAUGAGCACUUUCUGCUCAUAGCAGACCACACCAUAACAGCAUAUUCUGCAAAGGACUUUCCUCUUAUCUCAAGAGAGAUCUGCAGAGUUUCAGAUGAAUCCAUGGGAAAGAAAAUUGACUCUGUUACACAUAUACCAGAUACCCUAAGCAUAGUCGUCGAGACACCGCGUUCCCAAGCACACGCAUUGACUUCCAUCUUCGCACUGCCGCCCUGGAGCUCUCUGGUACAUGAAUCUGCAACAGUAUCGACUAGCAUGUUUCCCUCAGAACUAUGUGCUCAGUUCCUAGGCGUCAAUCAGGCCAGCAAGCGAAUGGUGCUCCUGCGUCCGGAUUUAUGGGUGUGUUCUGUCGAUCUCAAGGACCUCGAGGCACGACAGUAUGUGCAGCACUUCUUUGUUCCAGAAGAGUAUGGUUCCCUACACAGCAGUGUACAUCCUAUACAAACGGUCGACGGCGACUUUGCUUUCUGUCUGUAUGAUAAGGUCGUUGUGGUGAAGAACGGGUUGAAGUUUCAAACACUGAGAGCCCUGGAAUAGCAGGUAGAUAAAUUACAUCAAUAAGCCAUGAUAACACUACCUAUCGACCUGGGUCCUUCUCACCAUGUUUGACUGGAAGCGUUCAUUCUGCACCGAACCCAUGAAGAUAGAACUUUGACCGAAAGCGACGCAACAGAGAUGAAAUGCGAGGGAAUCAACUACAC